Molecule: messenger RNA, 546 nt
Organism: Saitoella complicata NRRL Y-17804
Lineage: Eukaryota; Fungi; Ascomycota; Saitoellomycetes; Saitoellales; Saitoellaceae
Exons: 1
Biological process (GO): Golgi organization; COPII vesicle coat assembly; autophagy
Cellular component (GO): ER to Golgi transport vesicle membrane; endoplasmic reticulum exit site
Source: RefSeq, a predicted model, not a curated record
AUGCUCGCACAGACUCUCACUGGUCAGAGGAGUCGCCGUGAGUCGAGUAGCUUUGACAAGCUUGCGAGGUGGAAGGAGACUCUGGGAUUGAUUUUGUCUAACAGGACUCCGGGAGACCAUGCCGCUAUCUUGGGGCUUGGUAAGCUUCUGGAUCAGCAUGGAUGGACGAAUGCAGCACACACCUGCUAUCUCUUCAGUGGUGGUAUAGCAAACCUUUCUGGAUUGGAUGCGCCUGAUGUGCAUUUCGUUCUCCUCGGCGCCGACCAUAAACGCGGCGACUUUGGUCAACAGCUUGACAGCAUUGUUCUCACCGAGGUCUACGAAUUGGCUAUUGCCCUUAGUGGUGUCCCUCAACCUGGGUUGCCGCACUUGCAGGCUUACAAGGUCUACCGUGCCCGUGUUUUGGCUGAUCUUGGUUGCAUCACGGAUGCACAGAAGUACUGCGAGACUAUCGCAAACUACAUGAAACAGACCAAGGGUUCUCCAUACUUCCAUCCUGUUUUGAUCAAUGAGCUCAGACAACUUACUGAGAGACUUGUGGCUGCG